AUGGGCGUGGAGGGAGACUCAGUGGGGACCGCAGAGCCGCCUCAGAGCGAAACUCUCGCCCCCGCCCGGCGCCAACCAAUAGGAAAGCAGGGGGACUUUGGGAUAAUUUGGGGAUACCAGUGGGAAUUUCGAAAUUCUCGGAGGGAUUUGGCAUCCUUCGGGGUUUUUCGGGUGGCCCUGGAGGAGUGGGGGUACUCCGGGACCCACUUUUUAGGGAGCUGCGCUGGGGGUACCCUCAGAAACCUGCCGUCACCUUCUCCCACAGGUUCUCUUUUCUUCGGGAUAUCCCUGGAUUCGGAGUUUCCUGGGAAUUCUUCCCUGGUGGUUCCGCAUCCUGGAAGCUCGGAAAAACUCUCUAUAACUCACAAAAGAAGUUAUAAGAGCAGGCCUGCAGAAUCCAUGGAUUCCCUUGUUUCCCUCUGCACCCACCGCAUCGUCAACAACCGCCCUCUUCCUGCCCUUCCCCCCCAUCUCUAUCAUGUUGUUUUCCAAGUGGCAUUCCUGGAUGGAAAACCCCUGGUUCUUCAGGAUUUGGUGGCCACUUGGCCUUUCCCAGAGCUCCACUUCCAGCAGCUUUUGGGGAACCUGGAGCUGCCCGGGAAUCAUCCCUACGAAGACUGCAUCAAGGCCGUCAUCCAGGCUGUGGUAGGGCAGCUCCGGCAGGAGCUGGAAGAGCCCGGCCGCCAAUCCAGCAGGUGCCGGCUGCGUGUGCUGGACAUGACAGGAGUUCCAGAUGAUCCAGACGAGUCGUGGUUCUGUUCCAGCUCCAAGGCUUUGGCCACAGCUUGUGUGGAGCUGUCCAAGCACCAGCAGGAAUUCCAGAGGCACAGACCCAAGCGGCACAAAGGAUGCUCUGGAGCAUCCACGGCCAUGGCAGCACUGCAGCCCCCCGGCGUGGACGUGCUCAUCGACCUUCAUGUCAGCGAAAAGUGCUACGAGAUCCUGUACGACGCACUCCAGACCAGAGCCGCUGGCCCUCUGCGCCUCACGUUCCGUGAAUUCCAUUCAAAGAAUAUUUCAGCAUCCAAGAUCGUGACUUUGUUGGAAUCUCUGGAUCCAUCUUGUCUGCGGAGAGUGGGUCUGUCCUGUAUCUAUUUUGGAUUUCCUGAUGUCUUGAUGAUCCUGCCGCACCUCUCGCGCUUCCCGGAGCUGCGCAGCCUGAAGCUGCAGGACAUCGGCAGGUGCAGGCUGCACCUAACGCUGGAAUCAGCCAACGGAAUCCGUGACAUGGGCAGGCAACUGGGAAUGCUGUCCAGCCUCCAGGAGCUCAAUCUGACAGGCACCCAGCUCUCCGGGAAUCUGAGCCAGAUCCUCUGUGACCUCCAGACUCCAUUGGAAAGCUUGGAGUUGAGCUUUUGCUACCUCGUUCCUGCUGACCUCGUCUUCCUCUCCCAAAGCAUCCACCCUCCGGCCCUCAAAAGUUUGGAUCUGAGUGGCAACAACAUCUCCCAAGGUCUCCUGGAGCCACUCCGGCUGCUCCUGGAGAAAACCUCGGUCUCGCUGCUGCACCUGGAUCUCACAGAUUGCCACGUGGCCGACUCCCACCUGGCCGCGCUGCUCCCGACACUCCUGCGCUGCUCCCGCCUGCGCUUCCUUGGACUCUAUGACAAUCCCCUGUCCAAGGCUGCAAUCAAGGAUCUGCUCCAGAAAACCUUGGAGCUGCUGCAUCUCCACCUGGUCAUGUAUCCCAUCCCCUUGGAUUGCCACACGGACGACCUGUCAGAAUUCGAUUGGGUCACG
Molecule: messenger RNA, 1740 nt
Organism: Oenanthe melanoleuca
Lineage: Eukaryota; Metazoa; Chordata; Aves; Passeriformes; Muscicapidae
Product: leucine-rich repeat-containing protein 14-like
Exons: 5
Cellular component (GO): cytoplasm
Molecular function (GO): protein binding
Source: RefSeq, a predicted model, not a curated record